CAAUCUAAAAUUUUAUAAAUAAUAUGAUUUUUUAUAAUAAAUACAAGUUUCGAAUAUAAAAGUGCAAGUGAUAAUUAAUCGAUUAACCGAAAUGGAACAAAAACCAGCCAUUGAUUUGGUUUUAUUGGCCGUAUCUUCACUAUACAACAAUCCAAAUACAACUGAAAAAGAAAGGGCCUCGCAAUGGCUAGGAGAUCUACAAAAAUCCGUCCACGCGUGGACGGUGGCGGACGAAUUGCUGCAUCACAAAAGAGACUUGGAGUCGUGUUACUUCGCUGCCCAAACGAUGCGCUCGAAAAUACAGCAAUCCUUUCACGAGCUACCCCCGGAAGCGCACUCCUCUCUGCGAGACUCCCUUUUGGAGCACAUUGCCCAAAUCAACGAACAAACCAACACGAUCAUCGUUACGCAGUUGUGCGUCGCUUUGGCCGAUCUGGCGCUGCAGAUGCCCACCUGGCCGCGGGCUUCGCUGGACUUGAUCACCAAGUUCUCUUCCACCAACAUGUGGCCGCUUUUAGAAAUUUUGACUGUGUUACCUGAAGAAUUAGAAAAUAGAUCUGUGAGGCUAGGCGAGAACAGGCGACUAGACGUCCUGAACGACUUCAAAAGUUGCUCGACAACAAUUUUAGAGUUUUUAAAGCAUUGCGCUAACACCUACACGGAUAACUCGCAAGAAAACGUGCAGGUGAACAUUAAAAUCCUACGGUGUUUCACUUCGUGGGUUUCCGUCGGCGCCUUCGAGCUCUCCGAGUUGGGAAACAACAUCGUGAUCAACAGAGCGUUCGGUAUUUUAACCUACAAACCUGAGGGGGAGAAACAGACUGUUGGGGGCGCGCUGCACAGCGCCGCUACUGAUUGCAUUUGCACUCUAUUGCAAUGUUUGGAGGAUAAUAAUAACCAGCAGAUACUGGAGACGUACUUGUUUAAUAACGUUAUUAAUUUAGAGGUGGCAUACCACAUGUCUGUAGCCAACGAAGAUCAGGAUAAGUCCAUUAAUUACUGUAGGGUUUUCACCGAGUUGGCCGAGUCGUUUCUGGAAAAAAUCAUAAUGAAUAGCAACAAUAAAUCGCAACAUUACGCGAUGAAAGUUCUAGAUUUAGUGCUAAUUUGCGUGGGGCACCACGAUUACGAGGUAGCAGAAAUAACUUUCAACUUGUGGUACGUUUUGAGCGAGGAUUUAUACCAGAAAAACAACAAGGAAAUUACCGAAAUGUUUCGACCUUACGUCGAACGAUUAAUAACGGCUCUAUGCAGACACUGUCAAAUGGAGCCGGAUCACGAAGGUUUGCUGGAAGACGGAGACGAUUUUAAAGACUUCAGGCUGAAAGUAUCUGAUCUAAUCAAGGAUGUGGUGUUCAUAGUAGGGUCAAGCAGUUGUUUCAGACAAAUGUUUAUCAACCUGCAAACGCCUGGAGUCACGUGGGAGUCCAGCGAAGCUAGUCUAUUUGUUAUGCAGGCCGUCGCCAAAAAUAUAGUACCUACUGAGAACGAGGUGGUUCCCAAAGUGGUCGAAGCUAUCCUCUCUCUGCCGGAAACAACGCACAUUUCCGUGAAAUACACCUCGGUUCUGCUGCUGGGCGAGCUGUGCGAGUGGAUAGAAAAGCACGCCAACACGUUGGACCCCAUCCUGAACUUUUUGGUUUGCUGUUUGCCGCAGCAGGGCAUUGGCGCUGCUGCUGCUAUAGCCCUGCAAAACAUCUGCGCGACCUGCAACGAUCACAUGCCUCGACAUGUUCCGAUCAUGUUGCAGCUUUUGCAUCAAGUUGAUACGUUUGCCAUAACCAACAACGCAGUCAUAGGAUUACUUAAAGGUGUCGCCUCUAUAAUAGGUUGCAUGAACCCGCCUGAACUAACCACCGCUCUUAGAGAAUUAUGUUCGAUGCAAAUGAACCCGAUCUGUCAGCUUAUAGAGCAAGACGUGGUUCCUGUAAAAGGCACCAAAACCGACCCUGUACUCUGGUUGGAUCGACUCAGCUCCGUACUUAGACACAUCUGCUGCAAGAACAACCAAAGCGAUGGUCCUCAUCCGUGCAAAGAGGUAGUUUUGGAGAUAUGGCCGAUUUUAUCGCGCACUUUUGAUAAGUACGACUCCGAUCUGCGCAUAAUGGAGCGCUGUUGCCGCAGCGUUCGCUUUAUGCUGCGCUGCGUGAGCCAGCAGGUGCGCGAGAUAUUGGAGAGCUUGGUGGGGCAAAUAGUGCGCAUCUACUCGCACUUCAAGCAUUCGUGUUUUUUGUAUGUCGGCAGCAUUUUGGUCGAUGAGUACGCCGCUGAUGCCAGCUGCGUGCAAGGGCUUUUGGACAUGUUGCACGCUUUUAUCGAGCCGACUUUUCUAGUUUUGCAGGAAGAGAAUGGUUUAAGGAUGCAUCCGGAUACUGUUGAUGACUUUUUCAGACUGUGCGCCCGUUUUCUGCAGCGCGCCCCCGUGGCGUUCCUGCAGUGCCCUUCGUUGGUGCACAUCCUGCAGUGCGCACUUUUAGCCUCCUCUUUGGACCACAAAGAGGCCAACAUGUCGGUGAUGAAGUUCUUCUACGAUUUGAUCAACCAGGCGCAGACCGACCGGUCCAAGGCCGACUACAAGCAACGCAAGGACCUCGUGCAUCGCGUUUUAGAAGAGUACGGCCAGAAUUUGGUCAACAAUUUGCUGCACGCGUGCGUCUUCUACCUGCACUCCUACAUGCUUAGCGAGGUGGCUGACGUGUUUGUGCAAUUAUUAGAUUUUAACAGAGAAACAACUGGAAAAUGGCUGGCAAAUGGUUUAGAUCAGUUGCCGGUGCAAAGUAACGGUGGUAUAGUUACGGCAACGCCGCAACAAUUGAAAGAUAUACACGCAUCUAUUACGAGAUCUGACACCUCAAAAUCGGUAACACACGCUUUAAAAGAAUUAACCCGACUGUACCGUUAGUGACGUAAAUAGUUAAAUAUAUCAAAAUAUAUUAAAGAAUAAAAAAACGAUAAAUAUCUUUGUAAAAUAUAUGACACUAUACAAUAUAAGUUUUAUAUUAUUUUCCAAUGUUGAAUAAAU
Brassicogethes aeneus is the source of this 3022-nucleotide messenger RNA. NCBI's taxonomy places the organism in Eukaryota, Metazoa, Arthropoda, Insecta, Coleoptera, Nitidulidae. The record is from the annotation of a GenBank genome assembly.